AUGUAUCCCCGUCAGGAGUCGGUCAUCCUCUCCACCCUCGUGACCAGAGAGGAAGAGGAAGCCAGCUGCGAUGGCGAGGCGACGGACGACACCCGCCGGGGACUCCGCAUAGCCUCCAUCUUCAUCAUCAUGGCCGCCUCCGCCGUCGGUUCCAUGCUCCCCAUCUUCCUGGCCAACCAGGGCCGGAUCCACGUGCCCAAGGCCCUCUUCUUCGUCUGCAAGUACGUCGGUACCGGCGUCAUCCUGGCCACGGCCUGGCUCCACCUGCUCGACCCGGCCCUCGAGGCUCUGGGCGACGAGUGCCUGGCCGACCGUCUGGGCGAAUACCCGUGGGCCCUCGCCAUCGGCCUCUGGACCGUGCUGGUCAUGUUCUUCGUCGAGCUCAUGGCCGCGCGCGGCAUCGACGACCGCGACGACGGCGACCCGGACGGCUUCGCCGUCGCCGACCCCGAGCUCGACCCGUCCCUCGACUUCGUCAAGAAGAAGUCGGUGUCGGACGAGCAGACGGUCCGCAGCGGCGACGACAACGUCAACGUCAGCCUCGGCCUGCCCGGACGCGACGGCGACGUGAGCUACCCCCCCGGAGGGCAGGAUCACCUGGCCCACCGCCGCGACCACGUCGAGGGGGACGCCCACCCCCGCCUGACCGGUCAGCUCCUGUCCAUCUUCAUCCUCGAGUUCGGCAUCAUCUUUCACAGCGUCUUCAUCGGCCUCACCCUCGGCACCACCGACGAGCUCGUCAUCCUCCUCGUCGUCCUCGUCUUCCACCAGAUGUUCGAGGGCCUCGGUCUGGGCUCCCGCCUCGCCGUCUCCCCCUGGCCCAAGGGCAGGAAGUGGCUGCCCUACCUGCUCGCCGCGGGCUUCUCCCUGUCCACCCCCGUCGGCAUCGCCGCCGGCGUCGGCGCCCGCCCCAAGAACCUCAACAGCCAGAAGCUCGUCAACGGCAUCUUCGACUCCAUCAGCGCCGGCAUCCUCAUGUACACCGGUCUCGUCGAGCUCCUCGCCCACGAGUUCAUGUUUAACCCCUACAUGCGCAAGGCCCCCCUCAAGAUCCAGCUGUUUGCUUUUGCAUGUGUCCUCUUUGGCAUGGGUGUCAUGGCCACUCUGGCCAACUGGGCUUGA
Molecule: messenger RNA, 1122 nt
Organism: Geosmithia morbida
Lineage: Eukaryota; Fungi; Ascomycota; Sordariomycetes; Hypocreales; Bionectriaceae
Product: solute carrier family 39 (zinc transporter), member 1/2/3
Exons: 1
Coding region: 1-1122 (373 amino acids)
Biological process (GO): zinc ion import across plasma membrane
Cellular component (GO): plasma membrane
Molecular function (GO): low-affinity zinc ion transmembrane transporter activity
Source: RefSeq, a predicted model, not a curated record